Dunckerocampus dactyliophorus (ringed pipefish) is the source of this 1901-nucleotide messenger RNA. RefSeq names its product ribosomal oxygenase 1 (gene riox1). Bases 29 to 1678 code for a protein of 549 amino acids. Gene Ontology annotation, cellular component: nucleolus. Gene Ontology annotation, molecular function: histone H3K36 demethylase activity; histone H3K4 demethylase activity. The record is from RefSeq and is a predicted model, not a curated record. NCBI's taxonomy places the organism in Eukaryota, Metazoa, Chordata, Actinopteri, Syngnathiformes, Syngnathidae. The transcript is spliced from 15 exons.
CGCAGUUUGAUGACAUCACAGUGAUAAAAUGGAUCGCAAACACAUGUCAGCUUUUGCCUUCUAUCGAGCUAUCCAACUAUCGGAAGACUUGCCACCCCCCGCUAAGAAAUGUUCAUUACAGGUGACCUCCAAGAAAAAGGAGAAUGGGGUUGCACCUGCUAAUGUUAACGCUGCUAAUCCUGCGCUGAAGGUGAAAAAGAGGAAAGCACGGAAGAGAGCCAAAAGUCAUGCAGCAGGGGAAAAAACAACACAGAGUAUCGCUGAUGUGAAGGGGUUGCAGGUGAAGGAGAGUGUAAAAGCAGGAGAGGAGGCCUUAAAUGUGUUACUGGAUGAGCUGGCGAGAAUGAACAACAGCAGGGAUCGUGCCAGCAAGCUUUUCCAGUGGCUGAUCAACCCCAUUCCCGCCAAGGCUUUCUUCAGAGAAACAUGGGAAAAGAAACCCAUUCUUGUUCAGCGUAAAAACACAGAUUACUACAAGGGAUUAUUCUCGACAGAAGAGUUUGAUCGCAUUCUUAGACAGGAGGAUGUUCAGUAUGGAGUCAAUCUAGAUGUCACAAGCUACACCAACGGCAAGAGGGAAACACACAACCCACCUGGGAGAGCUCUGCCAUUCACUGUGUGGGACUUCUAUGAGAAUGGCUGUUCCCUGCGUAUGCUGAAUCCUCAGGCUUUCUCCUCCCCCGUCUGGAAUGUGCUGUCCAUCCUGCAGGAAUAUUUUGGCAGCAUGGCAGGAGCCAACGUGUACCUGACACCGCCUGGAACGCAAGGAUUCGCGCCACAUUAUGACGACAUUGAGGCGUUUGUGAUUCAGCUGGAGGGAAAGAAGCACUGGAGGGUGUACAACCCAAGGUCAGAAGAUGAGGUCUUGCCUGUGCUUUCAAGCCCAAACUUUGACCAGGCAGAGAUCGGGAAACCCAUUCUGGAAGUGGUGCUGGAGGCAGGAGAUCUGCUCUACUUUCCUCGAGGAUUCAUCCACCAGGGCAACUGCCUGCCAGACGCACACUCCCUGCAUGUCACGGUUUCUUCCUACCAGAAGAACAGCUGGGGAGAUUUACUGCAGAAGCUCGUCCCGGCUGCACUUGAAGUAGCCAUGGAAGAGGAUGUGGAGUUCAGACAGGGUUUACCCUUGGAUUACCUUUCAUACAUGGGGGUGCAAAAUUCCGACAAGGAUGAUCCACGGAGGACCAAAUUCUUCUCCAAGAUCGAUAUUCUGAUAAGCAAGCUGAAAAGUUUUGCUCCAGUAGAUGCGGCUGUGGACCUCAAAGCCAGAGACUUCCUGCACGACUGCCUGCCUCCAAAGCUCACCACAGAGGAACUUGCCUGCAGUGUGCAUGGAGCACCUGCUAGGUGGGAGCACGGGAGAGUCAUGGAUGCGGGUGCACAUUUCACAAGCCAGACCCGGAUUCGGCUCAUUCGUGCAGGGUGUGCGAGGCUGUGCAGUGAUGGAGAUGCUGUCCGUCUUUACUACACGACGGACAACUGCAGAGUUUAUCACAAAGAGGAGAUGAAAAGUUUUGAAAUAAAACUCGACCACACAGAUGCCGUAGAGUUCCUGAUCCAUUCUUAUCCCAAAUUUGUGAGUGUAGGACAUGUCCCAUGUGAUUCGUCACAGGACAAGAUUUCUUUGGCAGAGCUGCUUUUUGAGAAGGGGAUUAUUCAGACUGCAAGACCUCUGUAGCUUUCAUUCAAAGACAACUAUGGAUAACCUCAGUGGUUCCCAAACUUCAACAAGUUGAUGCGUUACUUUUUUACCACAUGCGCAAAAUAUUAACUGUGAACUUAAACUGACAUCUUUUGUGCAUGAAUAUCACUAAAACGCCCAUACGGAACAAUCCACUGUUUCCUGUCUAGUGUCAGGUGUUUUUUUUUUUUUUUUAAAUAAAAACAAUCCUUGUCUUUGA